GGGCGGAGGCUGGGCGGCGAGAAAGCGGCGCCUGGCCCGAGGCGGCGGCGCCCGAGCAGGCUGAAGCGGCGGCCCGGACGAGCGCCCUGAGGUGGCAGCCGCGGCCCCAUGGGCGGGUGCGUGGGCGCCCAGCACGACUCCUCGGGCAGCCUCAACGAGAACUCGGACGGCACUGGAGUUGCUCUAGGUCGUAACCAGCCUUUGAAAAAGGAGAAACCAAAAUGGAAAAGCGAUUAUCCCAUGACAGAUGGACAACUGCGCAGCAAGAGGGAUGAAUUUUGGGACACCGCACCAGCUUUUGAAGGCCGGAAAGAGAUCUGGGAUGCCUUGAAGGCUGCUGCACAUGCUUUUGAAAGCAAUGAUCAUGAACUGGCACAGGCAAUCAUUGAUGGUGCAAACAUAACACUACCACAUGGUGCACUGACAGAGUGCUAUGAUGAGCUGGGGAACCGAUACCAGCUGCCAGUCUACUGCUUGGCCCCACCAAUCAACAUGAUAGAGGAAAAGAGUGACAUAGAGACUCUGGACAUCCCUGAGCCACCUCCCAAUUCUGGACAUGAAUCUCAGCUCCGUCUGCGCCUCUCCACAGGCAAAGACCUCAAGCUUGUAGUGCGCAGCACAGAUACGGUGUUCCACAUGAAGAGGCGCUUACAUGCCACAGAGGGGGUGGAGCCAGGCAGCCAACGGUGGUUCUUCUCUGGCAGGCCUCUCACUGAUAAGAUGAAGCUGGAGGAGCUGAAGAUCCCAAAGGACUAUGUGGUACAGGUUAUUGUGAGCCAGCCUGUGCAAAAUCCAACACCAGUGGAAAACUGAGCUGGGCUUGCCUGCUUCCCAGAUCCCUUGGCUCCUUUUUAUUACCAUUUCCUACUCUAUGACGUGAAAUUUAUUUUCACUGCUCGGAAUUCCCAAUGAAUGGAUUUAGUUCUGAGGAAUUACCAGUGAAAAAUUCCAUCUGUGAUGGAGACCAACAGAAAUAAUAAAACACACAGAGCCAG
Molecule: messenger RNA, 995 nt
Organism: Onychomys torridus (southern grasshopper mouse)
Lineage: Eukaryota; Metazoa; Chordata; Mammalia; Rodentia; Cricetidae
Gene: Ubtd2
Product: ubiquitin domain containing 2
Exons: 3
Coding region: 109-813 (234 amino acids)
Molecular function (GO): protein binding
Source: RefSeq, a predicted model, not a curated record